Myiozetetes cayanensis is the source of this 2307-nucleotide messenger RNA. Its product is annotated as F-box/WD repeat-containing protein 10-like. Gene Ontology annotation, molecular function: protein binding. The coding region runs from base 1 to 2307 and encodes 768 amino acids. Lineage: Eukaryota; Metazoa; Chordata; Aves; Passeriformes; Tyrannidae. The record is from RefSeq and is a predicted model, not a curated record. The transcript has 12 exons.
AUGGUUCCUGCAUCUCUCCAGCCACACUCUGAAGUCAGCCAGGGCCAGGACUUCACUCGCUGCCUGCCCCUCCAGCUGUCCAUGUACAUCCUGGGGUUUUUGGAUGAGAAAUCCCUCAGUGCAUGCUCUGAUGUGAACCGUCACUGGGCUUUUCUGGCUGAAGGAGUCAAAGAGGAACGUGAGUGUCGAGCGACAGUACAGCAGGAUUUCCUGCAGCUGAAGGAGUUGUGCCCUAGAAAAACCAUUCCAAACUAUGCUAAAAAAGUCAGUGUGCAAAUUCCACUGUUAAAUGAAGAGGGCGAUGUCAUCGAAGAGAAAAACAACAACCAGAGACGCAAAUCGAAGACAGAGGAAGUCAGCCUGCAGGCAGCCUAUCGUAACCUGAAAACCGACAGCAUCCAGCUGGAAGAGAGAAAUGUCUUCUGUGGCUCCUACAACACCCGUGUCCUCAUGGCCCAGUCAGACAGGAGAAGAAUGAUCCACUACAGUGGUGGGAGCUUGGUGGCCGUUGCCUCUGCCAACCAACAAGUGAGGCUGCUCAGGGUGCCAGGAGGGAAAGAGGUGUCUGAUCUGCUCUAUGGCCACCCUGGGAGCACCAGAGCUCUCCACCUCAGUGAGGAGAAAGGGCUCCUGCUCACUGCAGGCUUUGACCUCAGCAUCAGAUGCUGGGAUAUACACAGUGGUGCCUGUGUGAAAACCUUUAAUGGUCACUAUGGGACAAUCACCUGCUUGGAUUUACACCAAGAGCAGUUGGUGUCAGGAGGUGGAGAUGGGAUGGUGAAAGUGUGGAGCCUGAAGAGUGGGAAGUGCCUCAACACUCUGAUGCACAGGACUGCUGUCUGGGCAGUGAAAAUGGACGGGACCCACGUGGUCAGUGGGUGUCAGCAAGGGCUGGUGAAGGUCUGGUGUGCUGACACAGGUGCUCUGAUCAAGACAUUAGAGAAGCACCAAGGCCCAGUGAGCUGCUUGUCCUUUGAUCAGUGGCACCUCCUCUCAGGAGGCAGCGAUGGAUUUGUCCUGGGAUGGAGCAUGCUGGGAAAACUCAGGAAACGCCUAAUGGCUUUCUUCCAUCCUAAGGAAGUUCUGGCUGUGGAGUUCCUCUACCUCAGAGUCAUCAGUGGCUGUGCUGAUGGAAAGAUCCGUGUCUUUAACUUCUUGACUGGAACCUGCCUGAACGUGCUGGUGGUCAACAGCAAUGGGGACCCCGUGUCUUCUCUCCAUGUGACAGAAAACAGGAUGGUGAUCAACUCCCCAGCCAGAGUGCUGAUGUUCCAGUUCAAGGACGUCACGUGGGACUAUUCCUUACCUGCCGACAGGGAGGUGAAGGUGAAGGAGAAGCAGCCCAAGGGGAAGUCGAGCAGAUCCCCAACUCGGCAGCAGAAAAUGAGGAGCCAGUCACCAAAAGGCCGUGGAGCAUCCAAAUCUCCCUCCCGUGAAGUGAAGAAACCAGCAGCUUCCCAGCAGCCAGACGGUGAAGCAGAACAUGGCCCUUCUGUCCCUGCACCUGCACAGCCUGACGAGGCAGAGCACACUUUGCAGCCUGAAAAGAGGAGACACUCAAAUUACUCGAUGUUCCCUCCGAAGUUCCUCCUAACCAUGAGCGCACUGCAGAACACCUGCAAGCCAGCCAGUACUGAGCACUCUGCCAAAGCCAGGGAAUCAUGGAAAUAUCCACGGGAACGUCAGCAACACCGCCCUGAAAAGGUACCAACGUCCCAAACCCCUCUGCAGCACAAAAAGGAUCAGACAGAGCAGCUCCAGCGAGCGAGACUGCACAGUGACUCUCUGACUAUGAAAACAAUUUCUACACCCUUCGAAACCAAAAUGCUGCGGCUCAAGCUGAAAAAUUCCUUGUACGGCCCCAGUGUGAAAUCCUCCAUCCCUGCCCCCUGUGUUGUACGUCCCAAGGCUUUGCUGGGACAAAACAAAGUCCCCGGGGGCCGUGGUAAGGCUAUUCCUCUCCCCAGAGCUGGGGUUCACUUCACUGAUCUCUGUACAGCUUCUUCUGAGCUGAUCAAACCAACACAGAUGAAAAAUGAAGUUUCCAGGAGAACGGAGCCCUCUUGUUCAUAUCAUCCAGACCCUUUCCAGAGGGACAGUGGGUUCAGGCUUCUGACAGCAAAGCAGGCGUACGAGGCAGCUGCUGCUGCAGCUCAGGGUCAGGCACGGCAGGCAGAGCGCAUGGAAGAUCAGGAAAGGGCAAGGCAGAAAGCCUGGCUAAGGAAAGUGAAAGGCCUACCUGUGGAUUCUUUUACUGGGGAGGGGAAAACACCUGUUCCUGAACUUGGGUAUAAUGUGUUUAUCUGA